AUGGCCAGACAAUGGGUUCUAAAGAGCCAAGAAGGCUUCGAGACCUCCCUGGAGUACCAGCAGGAUGUGAAGAUAUCAUCUCCCCGCGAAUUGGUCGAAGGGGUGGGAUCAUCUGUCCGUGUCUUCCGUCUAGAAGAUCGAGUACUCACGCACAUCGCCCCGAGACUCGUUGAAUCCCGUGGAGACGAUGCACUCGCGGGUGUCGCUGAUGUUCUAGUCUGCCUCGGUCAAGGAUCUGACGGCACGCUUCGCUCCCAUGGUGUUUUCUCCGAAGCGGGUCUUGUCCACGCGCCCAAGUCUCUCGACUGGCUUCCUGCCGCUACCUUGACUUGCACCUGGACUACCGCGUGGAAUGCUCUUUUUGGCUUAAAGGGCCAAGAAGCAGGACCGGGCUCGUGGGUGCUUGUUCAAGGUACCGGUGGGGUUAGUAUUGCAGCUCUGCAGCUCGCCGUCGCAGUGGGUGCGACUGUGAUCGCGACCACUUCGUCUGAGGAGAAAGCGGCUUGUAUGAAGUUGCUAGGUGCGACGCACGUUAUCAAUUACCGGACUAAUCCGAAGACCUGGGGUGAGGAUGCCCGAGGCUUGACCCCUGGUGGAAGAGGCGUGGAUUUCGUCAUUGAUAUUGGCGGCAAUGAAACACUUCCCAAGUCUUUGGCGGCGGUGCGGGUGGAUGGAAUUGUUCUAGUCAUUGGUCAAGUCGGGGAGUCUACCGUCGAUGCUGUGCCUAUGUUUGCUGCUCUGCUGCAUACGUGCAUUGUUCGCGGCAUUCUGGCUGGCAGUCGGCACCAGUUUCGGGAGUUGGUUCGCUUCAUUGAUGACCAUAAGAUUGUGCCGGCGGUUGACGAUAUGGUAUUUGAGCUGGCUGAGGUCAAGAGUGCAUACAGGCGUCUCAAGGAGAAGAAACACUUUGCUAAAGUUUUGAUCAAGAUUGAUUGA
Messenger RNA from Penicillium concentricum, 936 nucleotides. Its product is annotated as zinc-dependent alcohol dehydrogenase family protein. Gene Ontology annotation, molecular function: oxidoreductase activity. The record is from RefSeq and is a predicted model, not a curated record. Bases 1 to 936 code for a protein of 311 amino acids. The transcript is spliced from 2 exons. Lineage: Eukaryota; Fungi; Ascomycota; Eurotiomycetes; Eurotiales; Aspergillaceae.